Anolis carolinensis (green anole) is the source of this 8273-nucleotide messenger RNA. RefSeq lists its product as uncharacterized. NCBI's taxonomy places the organism in Eukaryota, Metazoa, Chordata, Lepidosauria, Squamata, Anolidae. The record is from RefSeq and is a predicted model, not a curated record. Bases 1 to 1266 code for a protein of 421 amino acids. The transcript has 2 exons.
AUGCUGCCAUCGGGAGCGGGGCUGGUGCCAUCGCCGGCAAAGGCAUGCAGGAAGUCAAAGCACCUUUCUGAGCCGACUUUCUCUUGGAGAUCUGCCCACGCACCGCUUCCGGCUGAUGACGUUGUGGGCGCUUUGCAGCCAGUGCUGCAAGUAGCACAGCCCCAACUGGCGGGAGACCUUGUAAACAAGGCACCUUCCCUCCCUAAAGACAUAGCUGUUGCAGAGGGCACUGGAGCUGGGAGGCAAUCUUCCUCCAUACCUCUGCCGGUCUUGCCCCAAUUCCAGCUGGGUGAGCAGUCUGCGCUGUUUUUGGAGCCUUCUAUUCAGCCACUACAACCACCAAAAGGCCAUGCCUAUGGGCAGCCUCUUGCGUCCCAGCCUUCUACAUCAACUGCAGCUCCAGGCUGGUAUUACUUUGGGCCUCCCCCCUCUCAGGGCCGCCCUUUGUCUCCAGGAGAGGGACCCUCUACCUCAUGGCAUGAUUACCCUCCAUCAUACUCAGGGGCCUCUCGCUCUGAUGUCCCUUGUUUUGAUUCAGAUAUGGAAUCUUUUUUGUCUUAUGAAGAUUUUGUGGCAUUGAUGGUUCGCCUCUCCCAUGCCUUAAAGUUUUCUGCUGUAACUGCUCCGCAGACAGUGGAAGAUCCAAUGUUUCCAGCAGAAAAACAACAGCUACCAACAUCAGCUAUGGUUCCAGCUUUACCAUACCUUUUACAGCUGACAAAGUCACCAGAUGUUGCUCCGGUGGCUGUACUGGCAGUGACAAGGAGUAUCGAUAAUCUCUAUCGAGUAGAUACAUCAUCAGCCCCAUGGAUAGCUAAACCUCCAAAGCCCAAUUCAGUGGUGGUGGAUGUUCCAUCCUCACGACGAUCAAGAAGAAUUCAACCUAGCCCUUCUGAUAAGGAGGGCAGGAUGAUGGAUACCCUUGCAAGGAAAGUUCAUCUUUCUGCUGGGCUAGUUGUUCACAUUGCGCACUACCAGACGUAUAUGGCGGCGUAUCAAACCUUCUUAUGGGGCUUAUGUCAUCAAUUUUACAUUGUUUCCGACCAGCAUUGCCAACGGGCAGAUGCGUUCCAUCAUGAAGUUCUGUUGUUAGCGGAACAGCAGAAAGGUUUGGCUAUGCAUUCUGCGGAUACUGCAGGCAAACUGUUUGCCUCAGCUAUGGCUAUGUGCAGGCAUGCUUCGUUGCAUUCAUCUAAUCUUUCUGAGGAAGGGAAGGCCAAGGCAGAAGAUUCCGCCUAUGGAUGCUAUUACUGUUUUUCAUCCUGACACUGAUACUCAGCUUAAAAGCUUGCAUGAAGUUCGUCAGGCAGCACAAAAAUAUGGUUUCCAACCCUUUCCUCUUCUUCUUAUGGGCAUGCUGGUAUACUCCGCAGAACACCUAUUGCAGGUCUGCAUGGGCUCCGUCCUACAGGCCUUGGUCUAACCAGACCUUUUGGCCAUCUGACAAUAAUAGGCAGAACCCCCCUUGAAGGGGAUGCCAGCAGGGUAGGACUUGGCAGAAGAACCCACCUAGGCGAUGGGUUUAGCACUUGCCCUGCCUUUUCUUUAGAGCGGCUGUUACUGCCCUCUCUUUCUCCUGGUUUGGUUGAUGUUUCAGCCUACUAUGGUGAUGGGAUCCCCUUGCAUCUCCCAGACUCUGCCCCUUUUGAAUCUCGCCUGGCAAGAUUCUUGCAUGCAUGGCAGCAAAUCACAUCAGAUAAAUGGGUGUUGGAUUCUAGUUCAGCAUGGCUAUAAUACAGAAUUUAUUUCUUUGCCUUCUGUAGGCAUUAUUUGUUCCACCCUUCAGUCACCAAUUUUUUGGCAAGAGGUCCACACCCUUCUACAAAAGGGUGCAAUAGUACCUUUAGCAUUUUUUUCUAAGUAUUUUCUUUUCCCAAAGAAGGACAGAGGUCUCCGGCCCAUUCUGGACCACAGGGAAUUGAAUCAGUUCAUGGCCAAUAAAAGAUUCAGAAUGGUGACAUUGGCCACUAUUAUGUUAUUAUUGUUUAAAGGAGUGUGGGUCACCACAAUUGAUUUAAAAGAUGCUUACUUGCAUGUUGCCAUUCAUUCUCGUUGGCACAGAUUUAUUUCUAUUAUGAUAGAAGGCCAAGCUUUUUAUUUUCAAGUGUUGCCAUUCAGCAUUUCUUCUGUCCCUAGAGUGUUUACUAAAGUAAUGACAGUGGUAGGGGCUUAUCUACGGGAAAAUGGUAUAAUUGUCUGUCUGUAUGUUGAUGAUUGGUUGCUGGUCACUCCUUCUGCACAGCAACUUCACCGUGAUAUUAUGUGCACUCUUUCUGUUUUGCAAAGCCUAGGCCUGAUUGUAAAUGAGGCCAAGUCACAUUUGCAACCUUGCCAAAGGAUCCAGUUCAUAGGAGCCACUCUGGAUUCCACUCUCGCAAGAGCAUACUUACCAGACAAAAGGUUUCAGGCACUACACUCCCUUGCACUCCACAUCUCAACGCAGCAUGUUGUUCGGGCCAAGAACGUUCAGCAUCUGCUCGGCCACAUGGUGUUCACCACUGUGGUGAUGCCAUUUGCACAUCCAUGAAUGCGUCCACUGCAGAUGUGGUUUCUCAGGACUUUCCAUCCCUCACGUCACAGUUCCUCCAAGCUUCUUAUUCCCUCAAAUGCUGUACGACAGUCACUUCAUUGGUGGAUGCUUCUGGAAAACCUUUGCGUUGGGAUUCCAUUUCGGCCCAGAUAGCCAACUAAUUUUAACCACCGAUGCAUCACUGCUUGGCUGGGGGGCACAUCUCAGCAACAUGUCCAUUCAAGGGACAUGGUCAGCAGCAGAAGCUUUCAAGCAUAUCAAUUAUCUAGAGCUUCUAGCAAUCCUGAAGGCUCUCAUGUUGUUUGAGCCACGACUUGCAGGGCAGGUAGUACAAAUACUUAUGGAUUACACCACCACAAUGCUUUAUAUAAACAAACAAGGUGGCUCCCGGUCACGCAUUCUCACCAACCUCUCUAUGCACAUCUGGGAUUGCUGCAUUGCCAGAAACAUAGAUAUCAUUGUGGCCCACAUUUCAGGAAUCGACAAUGCCCAAGCCAAUCUAUUGAGAUGUAUGUCUCCAUUGAACUAUGAGUGGUCCCUUCACCCGCAGAUACAGCUGCACUCUUCAGCAGGUGGAGAACACCGCAUAUAGACCUGUUUGCAUCUCCUGACAUUGCAAAAUGUCACAAGUUUGGAGCUCAGUUUCCUCCUCACCAUCCUACCAGCUGCUUGGGGGAGGCAUUCCUUCUAGAUUGGACUUCAACUCUGCUAUACAUAUUGCCACCUUUGCCUCUAAUGAACUGGUGGUCUCCAAAAUCCUAGCAGAACAGGUCAACUGCAUUCUGAUUGCUCUAUGGUGGCCGAGGCAACCAUGGUUUGCCACUCUCCAUCACCUGUCAGCAGGAAAUUAUGUACAGUUGCCACACAGACCAAACCUCCUGUCAUGUCAGAAUGGACAGAUCUUUCACUCAAACAUCCAUCGCUUCCAGCUGACCGCAUGGCGCAUCACACCAGCAGCCUGCCCCAACUAAUAAAGGAUAUUCUUGAGUUGGCCCGUAGACUUUCUACAAAGAAGUCUUACAGUUAUGAGUGGGCUCAUUUCUUUACCUAUGUAUCACAACAAGGUUCAUACCCUCUUACAGCUUCUACGUCACUUCUUCUCUCUUUGUCAGAUGCUGGUCUAUCUUUAUCUUCCUUAAGGUGCUAUCUAGCCGCUAUUUUGGCUUAUAGAUUAGCAGCAGGCUUCCCUUCUGUAUUUUCCAGCCCUCUUGUCAAGGGUUUCUCAAAGGGUUAAAGAAUUUCAGACCCCAGGUAACUCUGUUAGUGGCCUCAUGGAUGCCUGAUGUUAUCCUUUCUGCACUCACCAAACCAUCAUUUGAACCAAUGGCUACAAUUGAUAUUUCACAUCUGUCAUGGAAGGCAACCUUUUUGGUGUCAAUCACUUCGGCUCGAAGAGCAAGUGAGUUGUGUGCUCUACGGGUGGAUGAACCUAAUCUUAGAUUUCAUAGGGACAAGGUUGUAUUGAGAACUGCUGUUGCAUUUCUUCCUAAAGUGGCAACUCAUUUCCAUAUGUCACAAGACAUUGUAUUACUGGCUUUCUUUAGAGAUCCUUCUUCACCUCUUGAGUAGUCGCUUCAUUUGUUGGACGUACAUAGGGCUCUGGCCUUUUAUGUCCAAAGAACUGCUUCUAUUAGGAAAUCAACAAGACUAUUCCUAAAAUACCAUAAUGAUGCAGCAAGCCUCCCAGUCUCCAGACAGAGACUUGCAGCCUGGAUUGUAUCUACCAUUAAACUAGCCUAUAAUAUGGCAGGACUAGACUUCCCAUCUGGAGUGGCAGCUCGUUCCACCAGAGCAAUGGCUGCUUCUACUGCUUUCCUCAGGGGCAUACAUUUGUUGGGCGGCAAUAUGGUCUACGCCGCUCACUUUUGUGUCUCAUUACAAACUUGAUCUCCUUGCUAAGAGAGACGCAGCGGUUGGUAGAGCGGUUUUAUUUUCUGCAUUGGCAUGACUCCCUCCUCCUUGCGGAAAGCUUGCCAGUCUACCACAGGUGUGGAUUUCACAGAGGCCACGAAGGAGAAGGAAAGGUUGCUUACCUGUAACCACCUUUCUUUGAGUGGCCAUCUGUGAAAUUCACACAACCCGCCCAUCCUCCCCACAUCGUCAUGCCCUGUCCAGAGCUGCUGCUUUCCGGCUCUGGAACUAAAGGGCCAGCCCCUGAGGCCAUCAUUUAUCCUACUGGAGGAGGGCGGGGCUGGAGUCCACUAAUUGAAGAGCUUAUUAAAAGUAUCCGAGGAACAGCUGCUUGGCGCAGGAAAUACCACAGAUGUGAAUUUCACAAAUGGCCACUCGAAGAAAGGUGAUUACAGGUAAGCAACCUUUCCUUAUUCGCAUUAUUGCCUGUUUCUUCUUCCUGCCAUAUAUGUGAAGAAAUGCAUUCCUGACAAGGUUCUCUGUAGCUAUCCUGUCAUUGAGAGAUUUGUUUAUAUUGAUGUGAAAUUAUCUGCAUAUGAGAAACUCUUCCCAAUUCAUGUGAUUGCUCUUUUCUUCUUCCCAUCUUACAUGUGGAUAUAUGUCUUUCUGGCUAGAUUCUCUUUAGCUAUCCUCAUGGAGGUACAUUUAUAUUGAUCUAUGAAAAGCGUGGAGAGAAAGUUUUCCUGGGCCAUUCUGUCUUGCUUCUGAGAGACUCUUCCCGAUUAGCAUUAUUGCUCUUUCCUUCUUUCUGACAUACAUGUGGAGAUACAGAUUUCUGGCAAGGUCCUCUAUAGCUAUCCUGUUAUGUGGAGGUGUGUUUAUAUUGAUAUGUGAAUAUAUUGAUUUGCGAUCAUCUGCAUAUGAGAAACUCUUCCCACUUUGCAUGAUUGCUCUUUUCUUCUUCCUGUCUUACAUGUAGAUAUACGUCUUUCUGGCAAGGUCCUCUUUUCCCAUCCUGUCUUGCAGAGGUACUUUCACAUAUGUGGAUAUAUUUAUGGGUGACUAUCAGCAUCUAUUUCUCUUUAAUAUAUAUAUGAGGAAGGAAAAGUCUUCCUCUGGAUGUUUAUCUUGCACUAAUUCAAAUUGAAAAUUCACCUGGUGAGAAAGAUUGUGUAACCCACUGGCUGCUCGAUGGCUAAGAGUCUGUGCACCGAGUGGAACAUUUGAAGGAAUGAUUUGAAACCACCAGGUAAGACAUUUUGAAGGAAUGAUUUAUAACUAUCAGAUAAGGGAUUUUCAAUGAAUUAAUUGCAAUCACCAGGUAAGGGACUUUUAAGGAAUGUUUCCAACUACCAGGUAAAUAAAGGAUUUGCAGGUAGGUGAUUCAAUAACACACAGUAAAAUAGCUUCAGGAAGGAUUUGCAAACACCAGGUUAAUGUGUACUCCCUCUGUAAUUGUGGAACCAACCAGUUUCCUCUAGGUUUGAUCCGGUAAACAGCUAUCCAUCAAGAGAAGUUGAAUAAUGUCCAUAUUGAAGAUAUUUGAGACAAUCUGAGCACCGCAUCCAUUCUUACACUGCAAGGUGAAACACAUUUUUUGGCUCUAAAUGUUCUUGAAGACAUUUGUAGAUUUAACAUUCUUUUUUUUUUUUACACUUAUCAAUGAUGCAUAAUGCUUUUCCCCCCUUGCAGCACAUCAGAUCCCUCCGAGUGAAUGGGAACAGGACCAAAAUUCUACUGUAAUAAUAAUAAUAAUAAUAAUAAUAAUAAUAAUAAUAAUAAUAAUAAAUAAUAAUAAGUUUAUUUUUAUAUCCCGCCCCAUCUCCCCAAAAGGACUCGGGCGGCUCACAUGGGCCAAGCCCAACAACAUACAAUAAAUACAACAAUAUAAAAUACAUAACAAUCACAGUAGGUCAAUAACACAGCUUCAAGAGAGUGAAAACAUGGCCAUUAGUCUGCCCUGCAGACUAGGACGCGGAACAAUGGCUUCAAACUACAGGAAAGGAGAUUCCACCUGAACAUCAGGAAGAACUUCCUCACUGUGAGAGCUGUUCGACAGUGGAACUCUCUCCCCCAGACUGUGGUGGAGGCUCCUUCUUUGGAGGCUUUUAAGCAGAGGCUGGAUGGCCAUCUGUCGGGGGUGCUUUGAAUGCGAUUUCCUGCUUCUUAGCGGGGGGUUGGACUGGAUGGCCCAUGAGGUCUCUUCCAACUCUACUAUUCUAUGAUUCUAUGAUUCUAUGAAAAGCCAGAACAACUACAAACCUGUCAAUAUCUGUUUGAGAUAGUGCCUGGAGGGACUCUUAAUGUUUUGCGUCUCAUAGAUUUAGCAUGGGGAUUUGGUUAACCAGUUAAAAUUCAUGAGUAAACCAGGGUUUUUUUUAUAACCUGAAAAAUUUCGAGGGGAGGGGGGUUGAACCCCUAACACCCCCCCCCCUCACUACAGGCCUGUCUACUGAUAUAUCAGUGGUUAACAAUUGACUUCUCAUAGAAGAGAAAAAGAAGACGAGGAGGAGGAGGACACCAAGAGACCAAUGGAUGGAAGCAUGUUGUUUUCCUGGCAUUUCCAAACUAGAAGGCUCUUUCUCGGUUGACUUUCAGGACUACUGUGUAUUUCCCAACCGGAGCCAUGUCUGGUGACUUUGGGUUCACCCCAUGUUCAAGCGCUCAACGGUAUUAAUGGUGAAAUUUGCCAUCCUCAAGGGAGGCAAGGACACAUUCCAGCAAGACUGAUUUGCUGCUACAUCUUUUUAUGCUUAUGGAAAACUCUUUCCAAUUCGCAUUAUCGCUCUUUUCUACUUCCUGUCCUACAUGUGGAUAUAUGCAUGUCUGGCUAGAUCAUCUUUAGCGAUCCUCUCUUACGGAGGUGCAUUUAUAUUCAUCUGCGAAAAGCAUGAAGAAACUGUUUUCCUGAUCUGUUUUAUCUUUCUUCUGAGGAACUCUUCCCAAUUUGGAUGAUUGCUCUUUUCUUUUUCCUGCCAUACAUGUGGAGAUACACAUUUCUGGCAAGGUCCUCUUUAGCCAUCUUGUCAUGUGGAAGUGUGUUUAUAGUGAUGUGCAAAUAUGUAUUUAUUUGGGAUUAUCUACAUAUGAGAAACUCUUCCCGAUUUGCAUGAUCACUUUUCUUCCCAUCCUACUUGUGGAUAUAUGUCUUUCUGGCAACGACUUUUGUUCCCAUCCUAUCUUGUUUUCACACUGACAUGUGAAUAUAUUGAUGUGUGAUUAUCUGCACCUGUUUCUCUUUAAUAGCUAUAUGAGGAAGGAAUUCCUCUCUAUAUGUAUCACGACUGAAUUCGAAUUCAAAAUUCACCUGGUGGCAAUGACCCUGUGACCCAAUGGCUGAUCGACAUCAAGAAUCAAUGCUCUAAGUGGAAGAUUUGUAGGAACAAUUUGCAACCACCAGGUAUCUGAACGAUGGGAGAGAAGCAUUCCUUACUGGAGAAGAUUCAACGUCAAAAAGAGAAAAGAAAGUAGCACUGGUCCAGAAGAAAGAACUACAAGGAAUAGGAUAAGAGGUUUUGGAUCUGGUCAUGAUCUGGGGCCUCUUAAAAGGAAUCAUCUGAAGAUCUGGGCCAACUUUUCUUGUGGGAAUAGGGGGAAGCCAACUCUUAGUGUACAAAUGGGUGCGAAGGUUUCUUCUCUGAGCCAGUGGGAUGGUGGUCUGUGGCCCUUGCCAACAUUCCCUGGGUAGCACUGACCGCCACUUUUGGGGUCGGGAAGGAAUUUUCCUCCAGGGCCAAUUGGCCCAGGACCUGGAGGUUUUUCGCCUUCCUCUGGGCAUCCGGCAGCAGCCACCACUUAGGAAUGUUAUUAAUUAUAUUAUGUUUAAAACUUGCCAAAUCGAUCUUGGCAACUAGAUCAUGCAAAAUUAAUAAAAAUCACAACCAUAGAAACA